Messenger RNA from Lithohypha guttulata, 1008 nucleotides. RefSeq lists its product as uncharacterized. The coding region runs from base 1 to 1008 and encodes 335 amino acids. The record is from RefSeq and is a predicted model, not a curated record. Lineage: Eukaryota; Fungi; Ascomycota; Eurotiomycetes; Chaetothyriales; Trichomeriaceae. The transcript has a single exon.
AUGGCCUCAGAACACACCACCUCGCGGCCCAUAAGUGUAAUCUCCAAGAAGGAUGCUGGUAUCCUAUCUCCCAAUCACCGUCCGACAUUAGACGACGUACUUAAUGGACGAGCCGCACCUCCUUAUACCCUAGCUGCAUACACGGCGUUUCUUUCGCAGCAGCACUGUUUGGAGACAUUGGAGUUUGUCACAGAAGCUAAGAAAUAUGCUACAAAGUACGAUGAAUAUUCUGCCAACUUCCACGGUAUGCCCAUGACCACCGAGUCUGCAGAAGGGCAUGAGCUCCAGCAAGAUUGGGUCAGAAUACUGGACAUCUACGUCAAACCAGGUGCACCACGCGAAAUUAACUUGCCUGCUGAGGAGCGGGACGAUCUGGUUGAAGAAGCCACUGAGCCGAAGCCUCCGAGACCUGAAGCGCUUGACCCUGCUGUACGGCGGAUGCGUGACCUGAUGUCAGAUUCCAUUUUCAUACCAUUUUGCAACAGCGUCAAGACCGUCUCACAUGCGGCUACCUACAACGCUCUGUCAGAUUUUGCACGGCCUAAUUUGGGCGAUGCAUCCACGAUGACCUAUGACGAUCGAGGUAGUGCCCACAGGCGCCAGCAAUCGAGCCGAAGACGAUCACCACCACCAACAAGCACAGGAUUUUCACGUUCUCCGCCACAAACAACCAAUCGCUCCUCCGCUCUGACGUCUGGGUUGACCACGACAACCGGUCCUCGAUUAUCACAACACCUCUCCCAUACUUCAGUGGCGUCGGAAGGAGCAACGACAGACGACAGCGGAGGUGGCGGCAGCCCUUUCUCGGGGGAUCUGGAUGCAAUAGUGAGUCCACCCACCACGCCUCCAAUAUCCGAUGUCCCUCAGAUGCAGGCAACUUCACAUACUUCCUCAAGUCACCUGCAAGCUCAAAGACCACCACGUAGUGAGAGUGGUGGCGGCUGGAAGAGAAUGGGUAUGAAGAUAUUUGGGUCAAAAAAGAAGGGGUCUUUUCGAGAAGAUACAUAG